Lycium barbarum (goji berry) is the source of this 1840-nucleotide messenger RNA. RefSeq names its product labd-13Z-ene-9,15,16-triol synthase, chloroplastic-like. Bases 115 to 1680 code for a protein of 521 amino acids. Gene Ontology annotation, molecular function: oxidoreductase activity, acting on paired donors, with incorporation or reduction of molecular oxygen; iron ion binding; monooxygenase activity. Lineage: Eukaryota; Viridiplantae; Streptophyta; Magnoliopsida; Solanales; Solanaceae. The record is from RefSeq and is a predicted model, not a curated record. The transcript is spliced from 2 exons.
UAUUGAGCUAAAGAUUUAGAGCCUUUUCAUUGUGAGCCAUUUCAUUUAGAGCCAAUAAUUGGUUCCCUUCCAGAGAUUACUGUUAGAAAAGCUGAAACUAUCUUCCCACUAAAUAUGGCUUCAACGACACCUUUAAAGGAGCUUUGUCUUGCAGGUCUCACCCUUUCAAUUGUGUUCCUUACAAUUCUGUGGUACAAAUUGACCUCAAAUAUACCCCAUGAGGAAGAAUCCAGGUUGCCACCUGGGCCUCGUGGCCUUCCAAUUGUGGGAUUCUUACCAUUCCUCCGCCCGAAUUUGCAUCACCAACUCACAGAGUUGUCUCAACAGUAUGGUCCAAUUUAUAAGCUGUGGCUUGGAGGUAAACUAUGUGUUGUGUUGAAUUCACCAUCCUUAGCCAAAGAAGUGGUUCGUGAUCAAGACUCCAUUUUCGCCAACCGUGACCCUCCAAUUGCAGGAUUGGUGGGCACAUAUGGUGGAGCAGAUAUUUCAUUUUCUCCUAAUGGCUCUUACUGGCGUGAUAUGCGCAAACUAUUCGUAAGGGAGAUGCUAAGCAACAGGAAUCUUCAGGCGUGUUAUAGCCUUCGGAGACACGAGGUCAGAAAGACAAUCAGAAACGUGCGUGCCGAGAUUGGCAACCCCAUGGACAUUGGUGAAUUGGCUUUUGUAACUGAAAUGAAUGUAAUCAUGAGUAUGAUUUUUAGCAGCAAUUUUGUGGAGGAGAAGGAGAAGCAUGGAAAAGAUGGAGCUGAGUUCAGGGAAUUGGUGAUAAAAUUUCUUCAAGUGAUAGGAAAGCCAAACAUAUCAGACUUCUUCCCUAUACUUGCCAGGUUUGAUUUACAAGGAAUACAGAAAGAGAUGGAGGCUCUCUUGAAGUCGUUCGAAAGUAUAUUGGAGCCAGCCAUAAAUCAACACAUGAAGAUGCUUUCAAACAAAAGAGAGGAUGAAAUCCAGGGAAAUGGGAAAAAGGAUUUUAUGCAGAUCCUGUUAGAGCUAAUGGAGCAGAAAGACAUUGGUAUAUCAUUGGACUUGGUGAAAAUAAAGGCCAUCUUAGUGGAUAUUGUGAUUGGUGGAACUGACACUACAAUCACGACAGUAGAGUGGGUAAUGGCGGAGCUUCUAAAUAAUCCGAAGAUAAUGUCAAAGGUGCAGCACGAAUUGAAAGAUGUUGUAGGGAUGAAUAACAUUGUUGAAGAGUCCCACUUAUCGAAACUGCACUAUCUUGACGCGGUUCUAAAGGAGACGUUACGUUUACACCCUGCAUUACCACUGCUUCUCCCAAAGCGCCCAAGCCAAUCUGCAGUAGUAGGUGGAUACACAAUACCUGAGGGAACUAAAGUAUUCUUGAAUGUUUAUGCAAUUCAUAGGGAUCCUCAAGUGUGGGAGAGUCCAUUGGAAUUUCAGCCUGAAAGGUUCUUGAGUCGCUCGACAAAUUUAGACUAUGCUGGAAAUAAUAUGAAGUACCUUCCAUUUGGAUCAGGGAGGAGAAUUUGUGCUGGCCUUCCUUUAGCAGAAAAAAUGCUUAUGUUUAUAUUGGCUUCAUUGUUGCAUUCCUUUGAUUGGAAAAUCCCUGAGGGAGAAAACGUUGACCUUUCAGAGGGAUUUGGACUCGUAAUCAAGAAAAGCAAGAGGCUUUUUGCCAUCCCUACUCCCAGGUUACCGCAAUUAGAGCUGUAUCAGUAAAACCAAGAAAUAAUAGGGAACAUGAAUAAACAUUUUGGCUUGACAUGAUCUUGCCCUGUUGUUAUAAUAACUUUAGUACCAAUGUGUAAUAUCUUACGAUAACUAAAGAGAUAGCUAAUGUACAUUGUAUUUUAAAUAAAAAUAUGUGCUCUUAAUGUAA